AUGGCCCGUCCCCACAAGCUGAAGUAUUUACAAUACUUCAUUGAUGCACUGCUUCUCUCCAUCUUGAGGAGCAUCUCCUUCAACAACAGUGCUGGGGACUGUGUGUCUUUUGAUGAGAAUGGGGAAUUGGCAGCUGGAUUUGAUGUUCUGAACUGGGUUACUUUCCCCAACCAAACCUUCGUGCGAGUGAAAGUAGGAAAGAUAGAACCGCAGGAAUCGCACAAUGUCGACUUCAGCAUGGAUGAAGAAGUCAUCAAAUGGCACAAAACAUUCAAUCAGGUGCUCCCCCUUGGAUUGUGUAAUGAUCGGUGCCAGCCAGGCUACAGCCGGAAAAAGAAGGAGGGGCUGCCAUUUUGUUGCUAUGACUGUGCUUCAUGUCCAGAUGGGAUGAUUUCGAAUCAAACGGAUAUGGAUUAUUGUUUCAAAUGCCAAGAAGGUCAGUUUCCAAACCACAACAGAGAUGAAUGCAUUCCCAAGAGACAACAUUUUCUUUCCUACACAGAGCCUUUGGGAUUCGCACUAGCUGCCUUAGCUCUGCUCUUCGCUCUGGUCACAGCCUUGGUCCUUGGCGUCUUCUCUAGGAACGGGGACACUCCCAUUGUCAAAGCCAACAACCGGGACCUCACCUACACUCUGCUCCUUGCCCUGUUGCUCUGCUUCCUCUGCUCCUUGCUCUUCAUUGGCCAGCCUCACCCAGUGAGCUGCUCUUUACGACAAACGGCCUUUGGCAUCAUCUUCUCCAUUGCGGUGUCUUGUGUCUUGGCCAAAACCAUCACGGUGGUUCUGGCCUUCAUGGCCACCAAACCAGGAUCCAGGAUGAGGAAAUGGGUGGGGAAAUCUCUGGCCAACUCUCUUCUUCUGGCUUGCUGCUCCCUUCAGGCCAGUAUUUGUGCUGUUUGGCUCUGUACGGCUCCUCCCUUCCCAGAUGUGGACAUGAACUCUCUGGCGGAGGAAAUCAUUGUGGAAUGCAACGAAGGCUCUGCCGCCAUGUUUUAUUGUGUCCUGGGGUACCUGGGAUUCCUGGCCAUUGUCAGCUUCACGGUCGCUUUCCUGGCCAGGAAGUUGCCAGACAGUUUCAACGAAGCCAAGUUCAUCACUUUCAGCAUGUUGGUGUUCUGCAGCGUUUGGCUGUCCUUUGUUCCCUCUUAUCUGAGCACCAAAGGAAAGCAGAUGGUGGCUGUGGAGAUCUUCUGCAUCUUGGCCUCCAGUACAGGCUUGCUCGCUUGCAUCUUCUUCCCCAAAUUGUACAUAAUCCUUCUGAGGCCCGACUUGAACAGCAAAGACCACUUGAUUUGGAGGAGCAAAUAA
This is a messenger RNA of Lacerta agilis (Sand lizard), 1308 nucleotides long. RefSeq names its product vomeronasal type-2 receptor 26-like. The record is from RefSeq and is a predicted model, not a curated record. Lineage: Eukaryota; Metazoa; Chordata; Lepidosauria; Squamata; Lacertidae. Gene Ontology annotation, biological process: G protein-coupled receptor signaling pathway. Bases 1 to 1308 code for a protein of 435 amino acids. Gene Ontology annotation, cellular component: membrane. Gene Ontology annotation, molecular function: G protein-coupled receptor activity. The transcript has 4 exons.